CCUUCUUGCUUUGAUGUAAUUUUUGUCUGAAGAAAGAGGCAUUUUUCAGAGAUUGUACUUGUACUUGCGAGAAAUCUCCAGAAGGAUGGAUUUUUUUUUUUUCACGUGAUUUCUAAUUUAGUUAUUUUUUUAAUUGCCACUAUUACAAUGUUUAUUAAAUGAUUUUGCAACAGCAUUGAUUCUUUUUCCCUUUUUUGUGCGAUUAUUUCCAAACGGUAUCUAUCAGUCUUUUGGUUUCUUUUUCCUCCCUCUCGUUUUAGUUAUUUAUUUAUUAUUAGGUUAUGUUGAUUGCAGAGUCAUGCUUGUGGUAUUAUAUAAAUAUUAUUGGUGGUCCAAGUUGUAUUUAUAUAAAGUUAAAUUAUAUCGUCAAUUACGUUUGCAUUUGUGAAUUUUGAAUUUUCAAUUCUAUUUAAAUCUUGGGCCCUUCAGAAAAAUUUGAUUAAAAAUUACAUUUUGAUCAUUCCAUGACGAUGUGGAAUUGUGGAGGGAUGUGACCAUCAAUAAUUUCUAUUAAAAGAGUUUUUAUUUAUUAUUUUCUUAAAUAUAUGUUGUCUUUGAAAAUUACGCAGCCACAUACAUUCACUCUUGAGUAAUAUGCUUUUAUUCUUUCCUCGAUUCUGUCAUUUUAUAUUUUUUAAGUUUUUAGCCAAAUUUUUUAAAAUAGAACAGAUUUUUCUGAGAUUACUCUUUUUAAGUUCUUAAAAGCUUGUAUUACUUUUUAAAUCGUUUCUGGAAUGAACUAAAACAUUAAGAAAAUAUAAGUUCGCUUUUUAGCCAAAAAUUGAGAACCAUUUGCGUGAGCUUAAUUAGUCAGCGUGUAGCUUGUUUUGCAUUUGAAUAUUUUCUGACUUAAGGAAACGUAAACAGUAAACUCGUAGUCUUAUAAUUUGGUAGCUGGAUGUUGGACUUUUUCCAAAACUUUGUUGUUGUGGUCGGUUUAGUUGAUCUGCCAUUGCCAGUGGACCUAUACACGUUUACCACUUGUAGAUAAUAGAAAUAAUUUAUCCCACUCUCUCUCUCUCUCUCUCUCUCUCUCUGUAACACUCUAGGUUUUUCUUCAUUUAGAGGAAGGAAGAAUUUGAAAAACUGACUGUUAUGGUGCAUUUAUAGUUGUUUCAUGGAUGCUGUGUUGUUAAUGUUUAUUCUGGUUAUACCCUUGUUUCUAAACUGCAUCUAAAAUGUUAAUUUCGAAGUCUUACUUUUUUUAACUUUUUUUUUGUGUGCAUACAUUUUUACAAAUAUAGCAAUCAAGUUUAACAUAUUUACAGAUAUACCACAAUGCAAAAAAGAAUUUCCUGGUACAACAAAAUUUAGAUCUUAUUCUCAGAGUCUAUCAGUCAUAGACCAGUGAUAUGGUCUAUCACCAAUAGGUUUUGAUGUAUCUUCAAUUCUGUAAAAAUGUUGUAUACACUUAUUUAUUAUGCCUAAGAGUGCUACCUAAUACAAUUACCUUUAAAACAUUAUACAAAUCUAAUCAACUGUAAUCACAAUUUACAACUAAAUAUGUAAUUAGCUUCUUGUUUUCCUGUUGUUUCUUUUCUAUGGCCAUAUUAUGUUUGUGUUUAUGGCUUAAGUCAUGUCCUACAGACUAUAGUUGCUCUCUACUAACUACCGUCUAUUGCCUUCUUCAUACUACAUUUCCAUUCAAUUUGGUAUCUAGCAGUGUGCAAUCGCCCAUUCAGGUUUAGCUUGUAAUUUCUUGAGUGGAAGUGCUUGUAAAACUGUAUUCUGAGACUCUUAUCGAUUGAGGGAACGAAGAAGCCAUAUUUCCCUCCCCGGGAAGUGCAUGUUCAAGUGACUCAUUCCAUGCCACCUCAAAAGAUGGAGAUCUUCAAAUCGUUAGAAGACUGGGCAGAGAAUAACAUCUUGGUUCACCUAAAGCCUGUUGAAAGUUGUUGGCAACCUCAGGAUUAUCUCCCAGACCCAGAAUCUGAUGGUUUCUACGACCAAGUCAAGGAAAUAAGGGAGAGAUCGAAGGAUAUUCCUGAUGACUAUUUUGUGGUGUUGGUUGGCGACAUGAUCACCGAAGAAGCGCUUCCAACUUAUCAGACAAUGCUGAACACCCUUGAUGGUGUUCGUGAUGAGACCGGUGCAAGCCUCACCUCGUGGGCAAUUUGGACAAGGGCAUGGACUGCAGAAGAGAAUAGACAUGGUGACCUUUUGAAUAAGUACCUUUACCUGUCAGGACGAGUUGAUAUGAAGCAGAUUGAAAAGACCAUUCAGUACCUUAUUGGAUCAGGAAUGGAUCCCAAAACCGAAAACAACCCAUACCUUGGUUUCAUCUACACCUCAUUUCAAGAGAGGGCAACUUUCAUCUCCCAUGGAAACACUGCUAGGCUGGCCAAGGAACAUGGUGAUUUUAAGUUGGCACAGAUAUGUGGUAUAAUUGCAUCUGAUGAAAAACGUCAUGAAACCGCAUAUACCAAGAUUGUUGAGAAGCUCUUCGAGGUUGACCCUGAUGACACAGUUAUAGCUUUAGCUGACAUGAUGAAGAAAAAAAUUUCAAUGCCAGCCCAUUUGAUGUACGAUGGACAGGACAACAACCUUUUUGAGCACUUCUCAUCUGUUGCUCAGCGGCUUGGAGUUUAUACUGCUAAAGACUAUGCUGACAUUCUGGAGUUCCUCGUUAGCAGAUGGAAAAUAGAGAAUUUGACAGGUCUCUCAGGUGAUGGACGCAAAGCACAAGAUUUCGUGUGCAGUUUGCCGCCAAGGAUUAGAAGGCUGGAAGAGAGGGCUCAAAGCAGAGCAAAACAAGCACAAAGAGUCCCAUUAAGCUGGAUCUUUGGCCGAGAAAUACAAGUGUAACGGCAACGGUCUUAAAGGAAGGUGUUAAACUACUUGACUCAACUUGACAGAGGCCUUUCAGACGACAUUCGACUAAAAAUCUGAAGCGUUUUCAUCUUUAGGUAUCACUUCCAAAUCCUAAUUGUUGAAGGGAAAGUAAGUAGAUCAGACUGUCUCGUUGCUGCUGCUGUAUUUGUUGAUGCAACAACUAUGUCACUUCCAGCUCCUUAUUUCUUUAGAAGAAAAGGAUCAAUGUUGGCUUGAGUUUUGUUUUUUUCGUAAACAAAUAGAACGCCUAGUAAGUUUUCGACUGUUGUAAUAACCAAACCAACUAUAAAUUUUGGGGAAAAAAAAAAUCCUAAUUGCACUUUUGCUUUA
This is a messenger RNA of Cucumis melo (muskmelon), 3162 nucleotides long. Its product is annotated as stearoyl-[acyl-carrier-protein] 9-desaturase, chloroplastic. Gene Ontology annotation, cellular component: chloroplast stroma. The transcript is spliced from 3 exons. The record is from RefSeq and is a predicted model, not a curated record. Gene Ontology annotation, molecular function: stearoyl-[ACP] desaturase activity. Lineage: Eukaryota; Viridiplantae; Streptophyta; Magnoliopsida; Cucurbitales; Cucurbitaceae. Gene Ontology annotation, biological process: fatty acid biosynthetic process. The coding region runs from base 1807 to 2805 and encodes 332 amino acids.